GAACUUUCAGCAGAAGCACAAAACGAACCCAUAGUGCGAGACAAAGUGGUGAAAGCGUUGGAAGUUCUGGACCUGCAGGAUGCAAAAUUGCACUUGGACGGGGCCGAACUGUCCAAAUACUUCGCUGGAAAAUACUUGGAUGGCGAGCUUUAUGAUGGUGGAGGUUACACGGAGGAUGUCGUGGAAGAGCUUUUCACAUACAAAUACGACACCACAGAUGGCGCAAUGUUCGUGUGGCAGUUUGCUUUCGACCUGCGUUCAUUUGGUAAACCUGACGAACCAUUUACGAUCUUAUACCAUUACACUAACAAGCUGUGCUUUCAAAAUGUGGGCAAUGUGGAUCAAUCUGCUGCGGAGUUGUUUGCUUCUUUGGUGGACUCGCGUGCGCACUUCGGAAAGGGUGUCUACACCACCCAGCAUGAGCCAGCUGUAUGGAACUCAAUGGCCCGAGUGCUGUUGAACAACUACAGCAACGAGAAUCCAUUGCGCCGCGACUUGACGGACGCAGAGUCGCUGAGAGUUCUCCAGGAAUGGGGAGCCACCAAUCCGUCGGGUCAUCGCGGAGAGUUCUGCAUCCCACUGAUCGUUCCGGAUUCCAUGGCAUUCAACAUCUUUCACCGGCAGACGCCCGACAUGGCAGAAAGGCAGAUUUGGGAUCCCUGUGAGCAGCAAGACCGUGGCAUUGCUCUUGGUCAGGACUACAAAGGGCGUGCCGUGCAUCGCAACCGGGACGUGUGGGUCGUCAGAAUUGCGGAUGCAUCCGGCGAGCUGCAGCAUGCCGCUGCUGAUGCAGACGGGUUGCUGGAUUUGCUGCAGCGGCGUUUGUCAAACUUGCGGGAGAGAUUGGGGAACGAAGACGUCCGAACGCUCAAGUGCAUGUUCGACCUGGCAGUGAGGUUGCAAGGUCGAGCUAGGCUCAAAGAUGCAGAGUCUUUGUAUCGCGAAUGCUUGCAGGGUCGUCGGAACAAAUUGGGUGACGAGCACCCGCAGACGCUUGAAAGCAUCAACAACUUGGCAGUGCUUUUGCAAAAGGAAGGUCUGCUGGAGGAGGCGGAGCCCUUGUACCGUGAAGCCCUGGAGACAUGCAAGGCCCAGCUGGACGAGGACGAUCAGGGGAUUUGGCUGAUCAUCAACAACUUAUCUGUCCUCCUCCAAGACUUGGGAAGAUUUUCCGAGGCCGAACCCCUUCUUCGAGAAGCCUUGGAAAAGCGAAGGGCUCUUUUGGGCGAGGAGGAUCAGAAAGUCUUGACCAGCACCAACAACUUGGCAGUGCUAUUGUACAUGCAGGGAAAGCUGGGCGAAGCUGAGCCGUUGUUUCGUCAGGCCAACAAUAUGUGCAAGACUCUAUUGGGCGAUGUUCACCCUCAGACGCUCAGCAGCUUCAACAACCUCGCUUGCAUCGUGCAGCAGCAGGGCAAAGUUAAAGAGGCGGAAUCCCUGUUCCGCGAAGCUUUGGGGAAGUGCCAGGCAAAACUUGGUGACAGUCAUCCCGCAACCUUGGACAGCUUGAACAAUCUCGGUUUACUGCUUCUCAAAGAUCCGCAACGGCACGAGGAAGCUGAGUCCUUAUUGCGUGAGGCUCUUGAUAAACGCCGAGAGAUUUUCGGUGAGGAUCAUCCGGAGGUCUUGAAGAGCAUCAACAAUUUGGCCGGCCUCCUUCAACAGCGAGGCGGUGCAGCGGCGGCAGAGUCACUGUUCCGGGAUGCUUUGGAGAAGUGCCGAGACAAGUACCCGGAGAACCACCCGCAAGUUGUCGCCAUGAUCCACAACUUGGCGAAGGUUGUGUAUGAGCAGAGCCGUGUGGUUGAGGCGGAGGGGUUGUACCAGGAGGCGUUGCAAAACUGCUCAGGAGAACUCGGCGGAGAGCAUCCGGAAACCUUGAGCCUCCUGCACGACCUCGCGCAGCUUCUCCAGGAGCAAGGCAAAGCUGCAGAGGCCGAGCCCCUUUAUCGAAAGGCGCUUCAGAAGUGCCGGGAGAAAGGCGAGGAUCACCCACAGGUUCUGCCUUUCAUGAACAACCUGGCAAAGUUUCUUCACGAGCAAGGUCGCCUGGAAGAAGCGGCCCGAGGCAUCACAAAGAACUUGAAGAUCCCCGUGAAGUACAACACCAAGCAGGCGGCCUACUACAAGGAACGUCUCAGCCGACUCCUUGAGGGCAAAACGGAGCCCCCGCCGGACCCGGGGCGCUUCGACCCAGCAACCGGAGUUUCCGAGGCGCAGGGCGCGGAGCCACUGCCGGGAGAGACCACGGAGCAAUACAACGAAAGUGCUGACAACAUGGGAUUGGAUGGUUUGACGAACAUGGCCUCGGGGGCUGUGGGGGCGGUGGGCGGCCUCUUGGGGGGGGCGGUCGGCUUCGUGCGGAAGUCCGUGGUGGAAAACGAGAACCUGCAGGAGACCUUAAAGGGCACCGUGGGCUCCGUGGGCCAAGCGGCUAGUGGCGUGUGGGGACAAGGCCUCGGCAACAUCAGCGCUGGCAUCGGAAGCCUCGUGGAGGAUGAAGAUUCGGGUUGCGAGUACUACAUCUGCAUCAAGUGCUUCGAGAAGCCGGCAGCGUCCGCCAAGAGUUCCACCAAAGGGGGGAUGAGCUUUGACGACGAUUGGGGCGAAGAGGAAGAACCACCAAAAGAGGUGACAAAGGCGGACAUGGAUCGAAUGGCACGUGAAAUGGGGAUGAAGCUGACAGUCGAUGCGCCCCAGAGCAACGUGUCGACGUCAAACAAGACUGACAGCCCACAGAAGGCCUGCAGCGUGAAAGCCGAAAGCCAUGAAAACCACAAAACCCCCAGCUUUAGAUCCUCGACUCCGACCUUCCCAGCUCUUGGCAGGUUGUUAAAUCUUUUGCUUUUUUGGGGUUUGUGUCCAGGCUGCUCAGGCCCAAGCAGUAGUUAG
Messenger RNA from Symbiodinium sp. CCMP2592, 2892 nucleotides. The record is from the annotation of a GenBank genome assembly. Lineage: Eukaryota; Dinophyceae; Suessiales; Symbiodiniaceae.